Molecule: messenger RNA, 859 nt
Organism: Ectocarpus siliculosus
Lineage: Eukaryota; Phaeophyceae; Ectocarpales; Ectocarpaceae
Source: the annotation of a GenBank genome assembly
AUGGCGGAAGAAGACUUGUACGGCGAUCUCGACACUUCGGUGGAUGCUUUGAAGAUCAAAGGGCUGGAAGCUGAGCUUUCUACUUCAGAAAGCCUGCGGAGGGGCUUGGAAGAGCGCCUUGCUUCAGCACUCCGGAAGGAGAAGGUCUUACGGGCCGAAAACGAGCAGCUGGCCAAGAACAUAUCAUGCCUAUUCAACACGGCCAAGGCUGAGAUCGCUCGGAAGGAAACGUGGAUUGAACGACUCCGGCAGGAGCUGCAAGUGGCAGAGGGGAAGCUCAAGCAGAAGGACGGCGCUCGCAGAUGACAGCUGCUGAAGCGCGAGGCAGCAGCUCUUCUUGUAGAUUCCACGCGUAAAGUUCUUCUGACUUCGUGCAUUGGCAGUACAGCGAACGGUGUGGGUGGUGUCGUUUUGUGGUUUUGGGGCUUUAGUCUUGGGUGUGCUCCGACGCUGACGCAUACCAAACAAGUACGAUCGGGGAGCGGCUUUUCAUUUUUCAGCAUCAGAACUGCUCUUAUGCAAUCUCGACCUUGUUGACCCUACUGUGCGUUUGCCCUUACGCCCUGAAGUACAGACGCCAUUUCGAGGCGCACGUGUACCUAUGCACGCCUUGCGCUUGAUGUUGUGGCGUGCGGGUCAUGCGCAAAAGCCUGCACAACAUACUCACGAACCAGUAUCUUAGCAAGCUCGGUAUGGUUGGAUUGCCCUCGUCAGUUCUUCGACGAAAAACAUGUUGUUUUCAUUCCUCAGGUUAGCUGGUGAGCAUGAAAAGUACUUACUGUCUUUUGAUGUAUAAAACAGAGGAGACGAGAGGAAACGUCAUACGCCCUCUUGAAGCACAGCACCAAAAAGACUGCCG